AUGAAUUCUUCAUAUUUCUUUCUCCAGCCACGCCUGGAAAUGGAGAUUAAUCCCUCCACUAGUCUUCAAAACUCCAGCCAAAUAAUAUGGGUUGAUGAUGAGCAAUUAGGCCUGCAGGGCCAUGCUGUCAAGUCCUACAGAUGCACUUUCUGUAAAAGAGGGUUCUCCAGUGCACAAGCUUUAGGAGGCCACAUGAAUAUUCAUAGAAAAGAUAGAGCAAAGCUCAAAGAAUUCACAAGUGAUCAAAAUCUCCUUUCUUUGAACAUCAAGAGAAUGGAUCCUACUGCUGAUGAUGAUAGUCAUCAAGAAAUCUCGUCGAAAGCUUCUACUUUUCGCGAUAGUCGAGAAUAUGAUGAUCAGAGAAGCUGUUCACCAGAAGUUGAUCAUAUUAUUAUUCCUCCUGGAAAUGAUGGGUUUAAUGAUCUGCUGAAACUGCCUUUAUUUGCCGAGUCUCCGUCGUUAUGCGGUGGGAAAGAGGAGCACGGUGAAGCUAUGAAAUUGUGCCAUGAGGAUGGAACAUCAGAGACUGAUGAAGUGGACCUUGAGCUUCGGUUAGGGCCUGAACCUUAUGAAGAACCAACAAAACCAUAA
Fraxinus pennsylvanica is the source of this 591-nucleotide messenger RNA. The record is from the annotation of a GenBank genome assembly. Lineage: Eukaryota; Viridiplantae; Streptophyta; Magnoliopsida; Lamiales; Oleaceae.